Molecule: messenger RNA, 2661 nt
Organism: Arabidopsis thaliana (thale cress)
Lineage: Eukaryota; Viridiplantae; Streptophyta; Magnoliopsida; Brassicales; Brassicaceae
Product: electron transporter, putative (Protein of unknown function, DUF547)
Exons: 8
Coding region: 530-2032 (500 amino acids)
Source: RefSeq, marked reviewed
GGCAAAUACACUUUUGUCACUUUGUCUAUUUUGAUUUUGACCAUGUAUGUAGAUUUCUAGCUCUCUCCUUUUUUUGGCCGAUUUGGUUGAGAAUUUGACGACGACUCGUGGGGUCGUGUACACAUUGGUGACUGGUCUUUUGACACGAGUCGCCUCUCUUCUUCUCCCUACCCAUUUCCAUGAAAACAUGAGCCAUAGCUAACUUUUCUUCUUCAAUUGAAACCCACCACGCUUCUUUUGUUCAUUUUUAAUAUUUAAAGCUUCCUCCUUUAUUGCUAAAAGAUUGAAGAUUCGCAAGUUUUUAUAGUUUCCGUUGGCCUUUUCAGGUGAAGAAGAUUCACUUGCCUUUUCUUCUAAAGUCCCCAACUUUUCAGUCUAUCUCCCAUUGAAGCUCAAGCUUUUUAUGGGUUUCUAGCAGAAGCUCUGCUUUGGAUAGUGACAUAAUUGUCGCUACAGUCUCUUGAAACAUUUGCUGUAACUCUUUAGCUAAGGAGAAAAAGUCAGCUCCUUUGUGGUCAUUCUGAGACAAAUGGGAUUUGGAGUAGGUGGUGGAGGUGGUAGAAUGUUGGAUUUGAGGAUUGUCCAAAAUCACAAGCGUUCAAAGAGUGCCAGCUUUCCAGAAAAGAAAAGAGUUGAAGGAGAUAAAACCUCAAAUAGUUCUCAUGAAGCCUCUCAACGAAUGAAGCUGGACAUGGGACGUUCAAAUGAAUCAAAGCAUAAUCAAUAUCAUUCAAACACGGAGACUUCAUUGAAGCAAGAGAUUACUCACCUCGAGACAAGAUUACAAGAUCAGUUUAAGGUUCGUUGUGCAUUAGAGAAAGCCUUAGGUUAUCGAACAGCAUCUUCUUACGUACUGACUGAAACAAACGACAUUGCCAUGCCUAAGCCAGCUACUGAUUUAAUCAAAGACGUUGCGGUGCUCGAAAUGGAAGUUAUACAUUUGGAACAGUAUCUUCUUUCAUUAUACAGAAAAGCCUUUGAGCAGCAAAUCUCUUCUGUAUCUCCAAAUUUAGAGAACAAGAAGCCAAAAUCUCCUCCUGUUACAACCCCUAGAAGGCGUCUAGACUUUUCUGAAGAUGAUGAUACCCCCUCGAAAACAGAUCAACACACAGUUCCUCUGCUUGAUGAUAAUCAAAAUCAAUCAAAGAAAACAGAGAUUGCUGCGGUUGACCGAGACCAGAUGGACCCCAGUUUUCGCCGUAGUCACUCUCAACGUUCGGCAUUUGGGAGUAGAAAAGCUUCUCCCGAAGAUUCUUGGGGUAAAGCCAGCCGCUCUUGUCACUCACAGCCACUGUAUGUGCAGAAUGGAGAUAACCUAAUCAGUCUAGCUGAACAUCUUGGCACCCGAAUCUCGGAUCAUGUUCCAGAAACACCCAACAAGUUAUCUGAAGGAAUGGUCAAGUGCAUGUCAGAAAUAUACUGCAAGCUUGCAGAGCCACCUUCUGUGCUACAUCGUGGGCUUUCAUCUCCAAACUCGUCUUUAUCAUCAAGUGCAUUUUCGCCCUCUGACCAAUACGAUACAUCGAGCCCUGGAUUCGGAAACAGCUCCUCUUUUGAUGUUCGGCUAGAUAACUCUUUCCAUGUAGAAGGAGAAAAGGACUUCAGUGGACCUUACAGCAGCAUUGUUGAAGUGCUUUGCAUUUACAGAGACGCCAAAAAGGCCAGUGAGGUGGAAGAUCUUCUGCAAAACUUCAAGUCACUUAUUAGUAGAUUGGAGGAAGUCGAUCCAAGGAAGUUGAAACAUGAAGAGAAGCUAGCGUUUUGGAUAAAUGUGCACAAUGCACUUGUGAUGCAUGCGUUUUUAGCUUAUGGGAUUCCACAGAACAAUGUGAAGAGAGUCUUACUUCUACUCAAGGCUGCAUAUAACAUUGGUGGACACACAAUUAGCGCCGAAGCGAUACAAAGUUCGAUUCUUGGGUGCAAAAUGUCUCAUCCUGGACAGGUACACAAGAUAAAUCAUAAAACUUCGAAACACUUGUCUUCAAAGAACAAAAGCAUGAUAAUAAUGAUUCGUUCUUUUCAUUUUUCUUAGUGGCUUAGACUACUAUUUGCUUCGAGGAAAUUCAAAGCAGGGGAUGAAAGAUUAGCUUAUGCAAUCGAUCAUCCUGAGCCUCUCCUGCAUUUUGCACUUACUUCAGGCAGCCACUCCGAUCCCGCGGUACUUACCAUUGAUCUGUGAAACACUUCAAAAAAUCCUUUAAUGCUAUUAAAACUCAAGUCUCUGCGUCUUUGUUUCAACCAGGUUCGUGUAUAUACACCGAAAAGAAUCCAGCAAGAGCUUGAAACGUCGAAAGAAGAGUACAUAAGAAUGAACUUAAGCAUACGCAAGCAGAGAAUCCUAUUGCCAAAGCUUGUGGAGACGUUUGCAAAAGACUCCGGUUUAUGUCCGGCGGGUUUGACAGAGAUGGUUAACCGGAGUAUACCGGAGUCUUCAAGGAAAUGUGUAAAGAGAUGUCAAUCUAGUACUAGUAAACCACGAAAGACAAUUGAUUGGAUCCCUCACAGCUUUACAUUUAGAUAUCUUAUUCUUAGAGAAGCUGCCAAAUGAAAUUAUUCCAAGAUUCAUAAUAUAUAGAAGAGAGUGUGUGUAUAUAUAUAAGAUAUCGCUGUCUAUGUCCCCACUUUCUGAUUAUUAUAAUGUUGUUUCUGUCUCUCUGAUAU